AUGGGGGCUGUGCGGUCUGUCUCCGUACCACCUUUCGCCGAAUCCGUCAGCGAAGGUGAUAUUGUAUGGAAGAAAGCGGUUGGAGAUCAAGUACGAGUAGACGAGGUCGUUGCAGAAAUCGAAACCGAUAAGACGAAUGUGCCGGUGCCUGCUCCGUUCGCCGGUGUGGUUACUGAACUCCUGGUUGAGGACGGAGGCAAAGUUGUUCCAGGUCAAGAAAUUUUCAAGGUUGAUGAUGCUGCUGCCGUAGAGGGUGCUGUCAAAGAAAAAGCGGCUGACCAAGCACCUACUGCGAAGAGUUCACCAUCACCACCCAAAAGCUCUGAACAAGCACCGAAAGAGCCCCGUGCAGCGCAAGAACAACCUAAACCGGCUCCAAAAUCUGCGGAGGCACAACAACUUGCGGUUCCUCCUGGUUUGAGCACUGCAUCAUUUACUGGAGAACGAGGAGAACAACGUGUCAAGAUGUCGCGGAUGCGUCUACGUAUAUCACAAAGGCUAAAGGAUGCGCAGAACACAUGUGCUAUGUUGACCACAUUCAAUGAGAUCGACCUUUCCAACUUAUUAGAGCUACGAAAUUCAUACAAGGAGGUUUUUCAAAAGAAGCAUGGUGUCAAAUUGGGCAUGAUGUCCACGUUUGCCAAAGCCUCAGCCGUAGCUCUACAAGACCAACCUGCGGUAAACGCUGUAAUUGACGGUGGAGAUAUUAUUUAUCGAGAUUAUAUCGACAUCAGUAUAGCAGUGGCUACUCCAAAGGGACUUGUGGUACCUGUAGUAAGAAAUGUGGAUAAAAUGAACUACUUCGAAAUUGAGAAAGAGAUUUACGAUCUUGGUCAAAAAGCUCGGCAGGGUACGUUGGCGGUUGAAGACAUGGAUGGUGGAACAUUCACAAUCAGCAACGGUGGUGUAUAUGGGUCCUUAUUUGGGACUCCAAUAAUUAAUCCACCACAAUCAGCAAUACUCGGUCUCUACGGAGUUUUCGACCGACCAGUGGCACACAAAGGCCAGGUUGUUAUACGACCGAUGAUGUAUGUAGCACUCACCUACGACCAUCGAUUAAUUGAUGGACGUGAGGCGGUUACAUUCUUGCGGAAAGUCAAGCAAUUUGUGGAAGAUCCUCGGACUUACUUCCUUCAAAUUUAA
Echinostoma caproni is the source of this 1143-nucleotide messenger RNA. NCBI's taxonomy places the organism in Eukaryota, Metazoa, Platyhelminthes, Trematoda, Plagiorchiida, Echinostomatidae. The record is from the annotation of a GenBank genome assembly.